UUAAAUGGUGCAAGAAUCCUGUUAAAGAAAAGCUGGCUUAUUACACUUUUUCCCUUUCUACAGGUUACUAAAGACUGCAACACUAUCUAGUUAGUAAAUUUGGAAAGAGACUUUUCUGCUAUACUAAUCAUGUCAGAAAUAAUCCUCUUUAUUUGCAACAACUAGUUAUUUCACAGAUAAAACAGAUAUACAGUAAAAAAACAUUUUUAAUGUUAAGAUCCUAUUGAAUGGUAAGAGUUGUAGGUAACGCCUGCCAAGUUAAAUUCUAACUUGAACUAAAACUCUUAAAAUCCUUCAAUCUAUAAUGAUUAUAAUAAGCACGUUUACAGUGUGGUAUUCAUACUAUUACUUAUAGGACAGUUUUAUACACUUCCUCAUAUACAUCUACCUCAACAUAAACAUGAUUUAAUUUUAUAACUCGAUAUUGUUGUAGCAGUUUGUAUUUAUUGUUAUAAUUAUUGUUGAUAAUGUAGGGUAAUUGUAAUACUAAUAAUUAUUAUUGUACCUUAAAAUUUCUCCCUGUUGCAACCCUAAUUGUUAUUCUUUUAUUUUAUCCUUUAGGUUGUGAUCUGAGGGUGUGAGUGCUGUUAAUGCAUGAAGUGGAAAUGUAAGCUUUGCACUUACUUCACAAACAAUCGUCGAAAAAUACUUGGACAUUACAGAUCAAGCCACUCUCAUUACGGAGGACGAGUACCGAUUCCUUGUAUUUACAGUGACUGUGUGUGCUCUUUUAAGUCACACAAGGCUCUUGGAAUACAUGUGAGACAACAUGGAUUUUGCUACGGUGAAAAAGUGUGUUGCCAGCAUUGUUGAACAAGUGUGAUGUAAUUGACAAAGUUUUAGAGGAAACAAAUCUACCAUCGCUCUCUGCUUGGUACCUGGAACACCUCAGAUGCUAUGAAGUCUGCAAGAACCACUCUGCAAAGCUGCUUGUAGUCCAGCCAGAGGAGCUCAAUGACUACUUCCCCCUGUCAGCGUAUAUGGUGAAAGGCAGACUUCUGAUCUCUCCAAAAGGGUUUCUGCUCCAUUGAGAUUCCAGUGUACAAAAUGUUGCUAAGAAUCAUUAUAAACAAGGAUGAUAUUAGGAAGAUACAAACUGACAGUGAGCCAGAGACUCUUGAUUCCUUUUAUUCUUUUUUGAAAUGCAAGCUUGGAUUGGGAGGUGACUUUGUAGUUCAAUUUCAAGAUCCAGACUUUGGCAAUGAGUUCUGCAACUUGUCAAGCUUGUCUGAACUUCCAAAAGAGAAGGCCACUUUAAAGGUAAUCCUCAAGCAAAUCCCAGAGUCCCCUCAGACUGACUCAACGUUGGACACGGCAAGUCUCUCGUCGCCCUCAUCAUCUUCCAUGGAGGACACUCCUUCCUGCCGUCGGCCAUGGCCUGACCCUUUUGUGAUUCCAAAAUUCUCAUACGAUGUGGAAUUGAAGCUUAAACGUGGUAAUGAAGCCUACCAGGAGAAUGGAACCCUUCUGAUUACAAAUAAAGACACUAAAUCUGAGAUACUUGAAAAAUUGGCUGAAGAAAUUUACAAAUACUCAGCAUCUCGAGAGCAGUAUGACAUUGUUGCACAGAGCCUUGUUAAGAAACAUCCUUGCCUGAGAGAGCCUGGAUCUGUGAAGGGGUGGUACUGCUGGAAGUUCAGUUUAAAGUUUAAAAUGGGAAAUUACCGCAACAAGCUUCGUGUGUCUGGAUGUUCAGAGCUAACAGUGAAUCGCCGAAAUUCAGGACCAAAGCAGAAGCUCAAGAAAGCUAAAAAGUCUGAAGUCAACUUUCUUCCGGAUGUUCCUGAAGGCAAAACGCAGAAUGUGCUGGAAGAGGAGAGGGCAGCCAUUGUUGCAGAGAUGAAGAAGAAGAAAGUUGAUUGGAAGAAAGUUACUGACAUGAUGGCCAGCACAUUCCCUCUGCGACGAAAAGAAAUAGUUGAAGAACAACCACUUGUGGCAGAAGUGAAGGCCAAGUGGCCAGCUUUGUUCACAGAUACACAGAUUGAGGCUGAAUUUGCUCGACUAACUUCCACUGACCUGUGGGACACGUUUGUUUCUGGGCUGGAUCAGUAUAUGGAAAGAUUCUUGCAGAUGUUUAGGGCCAAGAGUCACUGCAUUCAAGCACUUAGCAGCCUCCUGUCUCUGCUUGAUGAUGAUAAUUCAGUUCAAAAGAAAAGGGCAGUCAUUCUGAGAGGCCUGCCACAUUUUCUCAGGGAGGAUCCAUCCAAACUUCUAAAGAUUGCUGAGACUACAGAGAGUGAGGAGCAGAUGGCAAAAGGAGUAAGUAUUGGUGUCUUGCUGAUACAAGAAGAGGAGGACGUCAUUGACUUUUCAGUGGUACUGGAAGAGCAGAUCAUCCUGAAUGGCAUUACUGACUUCCCCCAUGCGGUAGCUAUGCUUGUUGGUCUGUUAUUCGCACUUAAUAUUGACUACCCCAAGGAACUGCGCUACACCUUCGAGGUCAUUCAGAAGGUUUUAAUGAACAUUGGAGGUGAACAGUGUUCUGCUAGGGUUCACGGACUCAGAAACAGACUCUUGUGUAAAACUCUGUAGGUGGUAAAGCAGUCAGUGGAUAUCCCAAGAGUGUGCUGUGUUUAUCUGAAACAUACAUGUGCUUAAACUGAGCAAAAAAAAAAUUUCUGAAAUGUUAAAGACUACAUGCAAAGUUCUAUAUAAUUGAAUUGAUCAGGUGUAAAUAGGUCGUUCAGAGUGGUUUGAAGGGAUUCAUUAUAGAUAAAUUUACAGGCUUAUUUUUUUAUUUAUUUAUUUUUUUUAAAUGGUCAUAUUUUUCUUAGCUAUCCAUACCUCCCGUAGCUUAUAUUUAGGUUAUGUGUUGUAAUAUUUUAUUUAGUUAGAAUUAAGGUGCUAAUAGAUGUAUUAUUCAAUCUCAUUUGGCCAUUCUUGACUUCUUUACUUUUUUUCUUUAACAAAGUAUAAUUGCCAAGUUCCAUAAUGUAAGAGUUUAUUCUGCAAGGUCUGUUGGACUGUAUUCAGGAUACUAUGUAAGUAGAUUUCUGGUAUUCAUGGUUCCUGUUUGAGCAAACAUGCUUGUAGUUAUUAUUUUUGUUGUUUCAGAUAAAGAGUUUUUGCUCUACACUGCUGCACAACUUGAUAAAAAAAAAAUUCAGCCAAUUUAGGUGAAAGUAGGGCUGAGUGGUAUGAUAAAUAUUUUAUUACAGGGAUUGCAAUGGUCCAGCUACUAAUCCGUGGAUCAGUCCCGGGUAAUGCUGCUUACCAUUGGCAGACAGAGCCUCAGAGAGUACAAUCGGCCUUGCUCUCUCUGAUGGGGGGGAGACAGAGCUCCAUAUAAUCACCCGCUCAAUGUUUGUGAAUUAGUAACCCAAUGAUGCUGUUCAAACAGUUCAAAAAGAACCAGUGUCUGACCUAUGUUAUAUAGGAGGCAUGUGUUAGUCUUCACCCUUCUAGUGUGGGUGGGGUAAUUGAUUUUUCUAAAUUGGCAAUGCAUUAAUAUUAUUUUCCAUCAGAAAAAUGCAUAGUAGUGGCAGAUUCUUAAACAAUGUGCUGCACUUAGACUAAUUAUAACUGUAAUCAAACGUGCAAUUGGUCAGGGUGUUUUUAGUACUGAUGAAAUGUACAUUAUACACAGCGUAUUAUUGCUAAUUUUAUGAUUAUACAAUGAAAUAUUGUCAUAUUGCUCAGCUCAAAGUUGUUAGCUUUCAACUAGAAUGGAUCAAACUUUUCACAAGCACAUAUAAGCUGUUAUAGGCUGUUUUUUUCCCCAACUGAGUUACUGAAGUUGUGUGCUGUUGUACAACUUAUUGUAUGUGACACUGUUAGUCAUUAGCACUGCUAGAAAAAUCUCUGUAUUCUGCCAAAUUCUGCUUAUGACUUGUACAUUAGCCAAAUUUAACUAGUAACUUUCUUACAAUUUGUGUUUUAUAAUUUAAUAAUUUAUUUUGGAUUGGACUGAGCAGGCUGUUUUUCCUUGUUUAUUAAACUUCUGAAAGUGU
Astyanax mexicanus (Mexican tetra) is the source of this 3953-nucleotide messenger RNA. RefSeq lists its product as uncharacterized. Lineage: Eukaryota; Metazoa; Chordata; Actinopteri; Characiformes; Acestrorhamphidae. The record is from RefSeq and is a predicted model, not a curated record. Bases 1048 to 2535 code for a protein of 495 amino acids. The transcript has 7 exons.